AUGUCAGCUGGAAACAUGACAUUUGUGAAGGACUUUUUCAUUGUUGGUUUUCCUGGACUUCAUCCUAAGUACUAUGUCCUUGUAUCUACAGUUAUGUUCUUAGUUUAUGUGUGCACUUUAAUAGGGAAUGGAAUUUUUCUUCUUUUGUUUGCAACAAAAAAAAGUCUCCAUAAACCCAUGUAUUAUAUUUAUAUAAGUCUUGUGUUGUCUGAUGUGUUGUUCAGUACAAGCACCUUGCCAAAGAUCAUUGCUAGAUAUUGGUUCCAAGAUGGGACCAUUUCUUUUGCAGCUUGUUUUUUUCAGAUGUACUUAGUGCAUUAUUUUGGUACAGUCAAUUCAUACACACUAGCCGUAAUGGCAAUAGAUCGAUAUAUAGCAAUUUGCUACCCAUUUCGUUACUAUACUAUUAUGUCAAAUAGAAAUAUAUUAAUUCUGUCCACAGCAGUCUGGAUUUUUGCUCAUUCUUGCGUUAUAAUGAUGGUUGUUCGGGCUUACCCCCUCCCUUAUUGUGGAGCCAACACCAUUUUACACUGCUAUUGUGAUCAUGUAUCUAUUACCCGACUUGCAUGCACUGACAGGACUCCAUAUAGUUUUCCGGCUUUUGUUUAUGCCAUGGUAGUAUUGCUGGGAUCUCUUGCCAUUAUUGUGGUCUCAUAUUCCUUCAUUAUUUUAGCUGUCCUACAAAUAUCAAGUACACAGGGGCGGCUAAAGACUUUCUCUACAUGUAGUUCUCAACUCAUUAUAAUUGCACUCUUUUUCUUACCAAGGUGUUUUAAUUACUUGGCUGCCUAUGUAGGUAUCCUAUUUAAUGCUGACUUGCAAAUAGCCCUCAUCAUGCUGUAUAGCCUUUUACCUCCAAUGAUAAAUCCUUUACUGUAUAGUCUAAAAACAGAAGAAGUUAAGAAGAUCUUUAUAAGAAAAUUUAAAAAAGGUGAAGUUAGCUUGACCUAAUUUGUCAGAUCUUGAAAUAUAUUAUUAUACAUAUGGACUGUGCUAUUAUGUUCCUGUGUUUGUAUUGCAAUUACAUCUACACAUGAUGUCUGACUUCAGCAGAUUGUAAUCAAAAGUUGAAUGAUUUGAGUACUGAGAAGAAAUCCCAAAAUCUGUUAAAGCAUAUAUAUCAAUGGCUACUUUGAAAUGGGCAGGUAAAGAAACACAGUAUCUUGUCAUGAUCAUACAACAAAGGAUUAAAUCUCAAAGGUUGAAUUUAUUUUGCACAAGGUGGACAAGGCCUAGUAUUUUCCAUGCUUUAACAUACCUAAUUCAAUUUACUCUAAGCAUGAAAAGUUUGGGUGUUUUUCAUCCUAAAACAAAUUUGAUGAUAAUAUACUGUAUUUCCUUUAUUGAUUCUGU
This is a messenger RNA of Pangasianodon hypophthalmus (striped catfish), 1353 nucleotides long. RefSeq names its product olfactory receptor 2AT4-like. The transcript has a single exon. Gene Ontology annotation, cellular component: membrane. Gene Ontology annotation, biological process: G protein-coupled receptor signaling pathway. Gene Ontology annotation, molecular function: olfactory receptor activity; G protein-coupled receptor activity. Bases 1 to 951 code for a protein of 316 amino acids. NCBI's taxonomy places the organism in Eukaryota, Metazoa, Chordata, Actinopteri, Siluriformes, Pangasiidae. The record is from RefSeq and is a predicted model, not a curated record.